AUGCGUUCGGCCGGCGCGGCCGUAGCCGUGCUACUGGCGGCGGCGCUGCCGCUGCUGACGGUCGGUCCGCAGAAGGUCGCGGCGAGGGGGUGGAAUCCCGACGAUGACCGGAUAAAGCGGUUCAACGAGGCCAUGACGACCAGAUACGGCGUGAUUCCACAUGAGGGCAACCCGGCGGCCGCGUUCGACAAGUUCAAGGAGCUGGCCGACGGCCCUGUGGACGCCGUUACCGUGCAGUGCUGGUACGAGAUGGGCAAGAUACGCCUGUUCGGGUACGACUCGUUCUACUUCUGGAGGAAGCGCGACGCAGCCGAGGCAAGGGACCUUUUCAAAAAGGCUGCAGACCGCAACCAUGCGCCCGCUCAGUUCUACCUGAGCUUCGUCUACACCUUCAAUGACACCGGGUCGUUUGGCCGUGACGCCCAAAAGGCCAUCGCCUACCUCAAGAGGGCCGCAGCGCUCAACUACGUGCCAGCUAUUCUCGCCGUCGCGUACCGGCUGCUGUACGGCAUAGGGUGCGCCAAAGACGUCAAAGCCGCAACUGCGCUAUACAAGAAGGCGUCCCGACUCAGCCGGCGGAGCACCGACGCGCUGACGUACAUGACCCCGUCCGACGAUUUCGUGCUGGACGAACGAAGCGUGGAGGCGUUCAAGAGGGCGGCUUCGGUCACCCUGCAGAGCGAGGAAAAGCAGAAGAAGGAGGCCAUGCGGUACUGGGAGUCCAAGGCGGCUGAGGGCGACGGCCUGGCGAUGUACGAGAUGGGCAAGCUGCUGGAGAACGAGCCUGCGGCCGAGUCGACCGUGGCCCAGCUGUACCGGCAGGCGAGCGACAACGGCGUGGUGGCAGCGACCCGCGACCUGGGCGUGUGCUACAUGAACGGCAUCGGCGUGCCGCAAAACGCCGAGAAGGCUGUGCAGUACCUGACAGCCGCCGCCGAGCAGGGCGACCACGAGGCGUCCAAGUACCUCGGCUACCUGUACUACACCGGCGUGGAAAGGCCGCAGGAGGGCAAGCCGGUGAAGCGCAACGACGAGCUGGCUGCGAGGCACUUCGCGGAGGCUGCGAAGCACGAGGUGCCGGAGGCGCUGUACUUCAUGGGCGAGAUCCUCUCGAAAAGGGGGAAGGCGGUCGUCGGGAUCCGGCCCCAGCACAAGCUCGCCAAGGCGCUGGCCAUGUACCGCGCCGCGGCGGAUCACGGCCUCACGCACGCGCUGUCGAGGGAGGCCGAGAUGCUGGAACGCGGCAGCGGCGCGAAGCCCAACCCCACGAGGGUCGCCAUGAUAUACAAGUCGCUUGCCGAGGGGCCCUUCACGAGCACGACGAUCACCGACAGCUUCUACGCCUACGUGGAUGGCGACUACCUCAGUGCCUUCCUGUUUAACGCGCUGGCAGCCUUUGCCGGCGUGCAGGUCGCGCAGCUCAACCUCGGCCACCUGUUCGUGAGCGGCAGGGGCCUGAAACACCUGGAUGGCGCCCGGAGCGUCGCGAAAAGCGCGCUGUCGCAGUGCUUCCUGCAGGGUGACCCGAGGGCGCUGCGGCUGCUGGGCACCAUCGCAGAACGGGAGGGGCAGCUCAAGGUGGCGGCGGAGCUCUAUAGCAAGGGCUUCAAGGGCGGCGACAUCGAGUGCCUGGACCCGCUUGCCAACAUCCUGGCAUCGCAGCGGGCGACGUGGAGGAAGGCAAUUGCGCUGCUGGAGCACAAGCAGUACCGCCGAGCCCGCAACACCGACGGCACGCCCCCAGGGGUCCACCGCACCCUGGACGGCGUGAGAACCUGGUGGCGCAUCAAGGCGCUGAGGGCCAAGCGCGCAAUCGCGAAGUACACGACUCGCGAUGCGGACGAGUUGUAG
This is a messenger RNA of Babesia bigemina, 1851 nucleotides long. RefSeq names its product SEL-1-LIKE PROTEIN, putative. Bases 1 to 1851 code for a protein of 616 amino acids. The transcript has 5 exons. Gene Ontology annotation, biological process: ERAD pathway. Gene Ontology annotation, cellular component: endoplasmic reticulum membrane. NCBI's taxonomy places the organism in Eukaryota, Apicomplexa, Aconoidasida, Piroplasmida, Babesiidae. Gene Ontology annotation, molecular function: protein binding. The record is from RefSeq and is a predicted model, not a curated record.